This is a messenger RNA of Paracoccidioides brasiliensis Pb18, 1428 nucleotides long. RefSeq lists its product as uncharacterized. Gene Ontology annotation, cellular component: centrosome; replication fork; Rad51B-Rad51C-Rad51D-XRCC2 complex. Bases 1 to 1428 code for a protein of 475 amino acids. Gene Ontology annotation, biological process: double-strand break repair via homologous recombination; DNA strand invasion. The record is from RefSeq and is a predicted model, not a curated record. Gene Ontology annotation, molecular function: four-way junction DNA binding. The transcript has 2 exons.
AUGGCUGCCGCAGCGCGAAGUGACCAUGCGCGCAUCUACGGCGAACAUCUGCUGGGCGGGGUCAGGAAGGAGAGUCUGGCGGAGCUCCUCUGCACCCUCCAUAACCCCCCGGCAACAGAUGCGCAAUAUGCGCCGCUGGGUAUAAGGCCACUGGAUGAUAUUCUUCGUGUGUUUCAGGCGGAGUACGGACGUAAACAUACCUAUACGCAUACAACGUCUCCACCCGCCCCAGGAGCUGUAGCAGCAGCAGCAACUCCACACCAGCCCAUCCUUGAAAUAACCUCCCCACACUCCGCAGACGGCAAGACGCAUCUCCUAUACUACAUCACCGCCAUCGCCAUCUUACCAGAGAUGUAUAAAAAUACACCUCUGCCCGGCCGCAAUGGCGCGGCUGUCUUUAUCGACACGGAAUAUCGCUUUGAUGUCGUGAGAUUACGCGAGGUUAUGAGGGCGAUUAUACGGGAUGUUACACACCCGGCUAGGAGUGGUCGUGGGGAUGGGAGAGAAGGCUACGGGGGAUAUGAGGAUAGGGAUAUGGAUGUGGAUAUGGAUGACAUGCUUCACAAUGCCCUGGCGCACGUUCAUGUCUUUCGGCCGCAGUCGUCGGCUGCGCUGCUGGCGACGGUUGAGGGGGUGGAGGAUUACUUGCUUCGUGGCGCGGAGAGGAGGUGCCACGUGUCGCAUUUAAGACCAUUGAAUGUUAUUGUGCUUGAUAGUGCUAGUGCGUUUUAUUGGCAGGAUAGGAGGGAGAUGGAGGUUCUUGGGAUCCCUGGCGUGCGGGAGGAGAGGGAGAGAAGAGCUCGCAAUGACGAGAGGGGGAAUGGGAAUGGAGAUGGAGAUGAGAAGCACACAGGCACAGGCACAGGCACAGGCACAGGAACAGGCCAACAACAGCAACAGCAAAACCUCCCGCAGAAAAUCACCCGCGCCCUCCAAGCCCUGCAACACACCUUCUCCUGCCCCCUCAUAUACACAACAUGGGGUCUCCAGCCCGCUCUUCCACGUCCAUACACCCAACUGGCUCACGCCAACGCCAACGCCAACGCCAACGCCAACGCCAACGCCAGGACCUCAAUCGCAGCACCGAACAUACCCCUCUAUAAAUCCCCCCACCCCUCCUACCGGCCGUAUCUGCCCCGUCCAUGGCCUUCACUCGCGACGUGUAGGGUUGUCUUGCAGCGUGAGAGUGUUAGGUCGUUUGCGCCGCUUUUGACGCUUGAGGAGAUUAUGGGGGAGGCGGGGAUGAGGUUGGAGGUUGUGAGGAGGGGGAGGGUGGUGGGAUGGGUGGAUGGUGGGGUGGGGGCGGAGGUGAGGAGGGGUGGGACGGACAUGGAGAGGGAGAGGGAGAGGGUGGUUGAGGGGGUGUUUGGGUUUUGGCUUACGGGGAGGGGAGGGGUGGAGUGGCUUGAUGGGGAUGGGGAGGUAUAG